GCGGAGAAGCGACCAAGGAGGUCGAGCACGAUAACUUUGGUCAAUUGUUCACGACCACCCACCACUUCCGACACCUUAUCAAGCCGUUUUCUCCUAUCGCAAACAUCUCCGCUACGAUAUAUAUUACAAGUCUGGACAAAAGUGCCUCACCAGCAGGACAUCCACAGAGCUGAGCUGAACGUUUAACCUGACCUCAGAGACCGCUUUCCAUCGAAGGCCCAUCGCAUGCACGUCGAUCACGACUCAAUCUCGGGUCUAGACACCACUGAACAUCGUAAACACCCCAUACGUACCGAAAUCGCGUCCAGUCCCUUCCCACAACUACAUAAAUCGCGUUCUGCUACGAAGAACGCGCUGUGCCAGAUACUUCAUGAAUGCGAGAGCUGGGCGCACCAGCAAAGUCGUAAGGGCGAUAAGCAUAACAAUACAGUCUGAAUACGCGUGAGGCUGGAGUUCUUAACGUCCAAGCUUGCUUCGGUGGUAGGCUAUGCCUCGAUGGCCACCGAGGUUAGGAGCGCGGUGAACAUUGGUGUGGGACCUAUGGAGAUGGACAUCAGUGAUCAAGAUGGAGAGUUUGAAGAGGACUACGAGACACCACAAGCACAUCCAGCAACCCCUGGAGAUACACAGUCGCGCGACGGACAACAAGAGGUCGAUGUCGAUGCGGAGGGUGAAAGUGAAGAUGCCGAGGGUGAAAGUGAAGAUGCCGAGGGAGAAGAUGAGGACGAUGGUGAAGCUCCCGGCGCUGUGAAGAUACGCGAUCGUAUCCUUGGGGAGUCAGAUUCUGGUGACGAGGACGAAAAUAAUCACGCGGCCUUUGAUUCCGACCCAGAGAGCAAGAGCGCGGGAAGUGGGGACGACUCUGGAGCUGAUUCUGAAACGGCAGAAUCCGAAGCUGAAGAAGAAUGGGAUGCGCAUAGCGAGUCUACAAAAGAUGCACAGGAAGGCGAUCCCGAUGUAAAGUUCUGCAUACACUGUAGACAAAGUGAGGAAGAUGAUCCAGCAGAAGAGUUUGAAGAACCGCUAUCUUGUGCAGUGUGUGGUGACAUAGCCCACCGGCAAUGCGCCCGAGACGCUAAUUAUUUUAGUGGAGACGAGGAUCCAGAAUCAUGGCGCUGUUUGAGCUGUGUCGAAGACAACGCCAACCCGAGAGAUGAGUCAAUCGAGCAAGAGACUCCGAAGCUGUUACGAGAUCUAGGGGCCGCCGCCGGAAGAGGAGACUUGGAUCCGCCCCCUCCGUCUAUCUUUAAGGAACUCAUCCUUGCCGAUGAUCCGCUGGACGGCUCGCGAUCAUUGCGAAAAAGAAAGACGACGCCGGAUGAGGAUGAGGAUGACAGCGCUCCAGCCACUAGAACAACCCGAAAACGCCGGAGAACGUCCACUGUAGCAUCAGGCUCUGCCAGGCAAGCGUCAGCUCCGACUACGCCAAGGACUCGGUCUGGUGCUACCGCUGCAGACGAGGUAUCAGAUCAAAAUGACGGCACCUCGCCUAGGACUAGGUCGACCCGACCAAGGCGAUCCAUAUCAAACAAGCACAAACCUGGAGCUUCCAUCAUUUCUGUUGAGGGUAUGGCUAUGGUUGUUUGCAUUCGUGUCGCAGACAAAGACCGACUCGCAAAGAUUCUUGCUGCGCGUCCUAGGAAAAAGAAGCUACGAACUGAUCGGCCACCAAAGGCACAACCGGCAUAUAUUGAACCUGAAAUCUCUCACUAUCCCGCCAUUGACACUAACUACCAACCAUUCAUCCCAUACGGAGAGCGCGAAGAUGACCCCUCGAAAACCAAACCUUACGGGGGCAUCUUGAACGAAAUAGAAGCAGACACCUCAAAGACCUUCCCAGUAUCAGUUGACAGGAGGCGCUUUGAGGAUGCGCGACUCAAAGCUGAGGAGGAUUGGAAACGCAAGAUUGCAGCUGCAGCCGCAGCAGGGCCACCAGAGCCUGUUCGUCCUGUCAACAAGAUGUCUGGUCCUCCAAGCAAGAUCAAAUGCAUUAAUUUCGGUGGCUACGAGAUUGAUACAUGGCAUGCUGCGCCUUAUCCCGAAGAGUACAGCCGCAAUAAAGUACUCUACAUUUGCGAGUUCUGUCUCAAGUACAUGAACUCCGACUACGUAGCCUGGAGGCACAAAUUGAAGUGCGCAGCAAAGCAUCCACCCGGAGACGAAAUUUAUCGUGAUGGCAAGUUUUCCUUUUUUGAGGUCGAUGGUCGUAAGAAUCCAGUCUACUGUCAAAAUCUCUGCCUGCUUGCCAAACUCUUCCUCGGAUCAAAGACGCUCUAUUAUGACGUAGAGCCUUUCCUGUUCUAUAUCAUGACGGAAAAUGAUGAGUUUGGAUGCCAUUUCGUAGGCUAUUUCUCGAAAGAGAAACGACCAAGCUCAUUGAAUAACGUCUCAUGUAUCCUUGUUCUGCCGAUACACCAGCGCAAGGGUUUCGGUCACAUGUUGAUCGAAUUCUCGUAUCUCCUUACGAGGCAAGAGAAGAAGACAGGCAGUCCCGAAAAACCACUCAGCGACAUGGGUCUUGUCAGUUAUAGGAGCUAUUGGCGACUCAUCAUGUGUUACCAGCUUCGAGAACUAGAAGGCGCUGUCAGUAUCACACAGUUGUCGGAGCGUACUGGUAUGACAGGUGACGAUAUCGUGUCUGCACUGGAAGGUCUGCGUGCGCUGGUGAGAGAUCCAAUCACGAAGACUUACGCUUUCCGUCUUGAUCUCGGCUAUUUCGAUCAAUUUAUCAAGAAAUUUGAGAGCAAGAAUUGGCCCAAGAUUGAGCCAAAAUCUCUAAUCUGGACGCCUUUCGAGAUUGGCCGUGGAAACCUCUCUCACUACGACGAUGGUCCACAACUUCACACCGUCGCACCCCGCGAAGAAGAAACCAAUGAAGACGCCGUCGCCGAAGAAGGCGUUCAAAUGGAAGAAGCUGUCGCCACAAGUCAAGACCCAGCUGAACUUUGCAACAGCGAUACCGCUAUUCCUGACGUCGCACCGCCCGCUCAAACUACCACUAUAAACCAUCAUCCUCCAAUAGUCCCCUCCACCCCUCUCUCAAAUGGCAUCCCGCACACGCCUAUCCCUGGCCCCUCAAUGUCCACCCCUUCAUUCCCCUCGACUCACAUUCCCCCCAACCGCUACGAGGUCUUCCCUCCAAUUCCCGGCAUGCCAGCAACAAAACGCCGCCCGGGUCGUCCGUUCGGCUCGCGCCGCCGUCCACAGACUCCGCUCCGCCGCAACCACACCGCGCCCAGCGGCGGGAAGAACUUGCAGCUGCUCGCACGGUCGCACUCAGGCAAAUCCAGUCCUAUCGGCAAUCCCAUCGGGCUAGGAAUCAACGGGAGCACGGUGCGCAGGACGAGGAGUAAAUUGGGCGAAUUGGUGAACGGGAACGGGACGAAUGUAGAUGAGGUUGCAGGCAGUGGGAGUCCGCGCAAGAGUUUACGCAGGUUGAAGGAAUUGGCUAAGAGCGAAAUGGGCGGCGGGGAAAGUAAUGGUGGUGAUGAUGACGACGCCGAGGCUGAAGACGAUGGCGAAGGCGAUGAGGAUGCGGAGGGUGAAGAGGAGAUGCAUGACGAAGCCAUGGCUGAUUGAUGCACAGCAGGAGUUGUCGCCUCGUUUAUAUGGAUCAUAAUUUAUACCUGCCCGCCCGUAGAAAAUGGGAUGCGCUGGUUCGACUAGAAUCGAAUCGAAUCGAAUAAUCAAACUAAGCAAUGGAGAG
Molecule: messenger RNA, 3706 nt
Organism: Pseudovirgaria hyperparasitica
Lineage: Eukaryota; Fungi; Ascomycota; Dothideomycetes; Acrospermales; Acrospermaceae
Exons: 4
Coding region: 496-3579 (1027 amino acids)
Biological process (GO): regulation of DNA-templated transcription
Molecular function (GO): histone acetyltransferase activity
Source: RefSeq, a predicted model, not a curated record